Molecule: messenger RNA, 879 nt
Organism: Alternaria ventricosa
Lineage: Eukaryota; Fungi; Ascomycota; Dothideomycetes; Pleosporales; Pleosporaceae
Exons: 2
Coding region: 1-879 (292 amino acids)
Molecular function (GO): protein binding
Source: RefSeq, a predicted model, not a curated record
AUGCCGCCGCAUGCCGCACGUGCUAUUACCAAGAACUCGGAAAACGACCCAUACUACCCAGUAUUUCUGCAGUCGUGCGAGGAUAAUGACGCGGCCAUUGCCUUACAACUGGCACCGGAUCGCGAGCUUGGGAUGUUGACAUAUGGUCUCAACCGAGCUGUUGAACGCGGACAUCUCGCCUUAGCCAGCCAGCUGCUUGAAGUAGGUGCCAAAUGGGAUACGCGCACAGUGCAUCUUGCAUCCAGAUCCCACGAAACAGUGAAAUGGUUGAUAGAGUCUGGUUACGACGUCAACACCAGCGUAGCCCGCGGUGCUACUCUCCUCCUAUUCGUUGUUCAAGAGAACGACGAACCGAGCAUUCGACUGCUCCUCAAACUAGGAGCGAACCCCAACCUCGGGCCACCGAAGAAGAUAACAGCGCCAGCGAUGAAUAUGCGUCCCAUAUCCAACUGUGGCCACACACUCAAUAGCGCAGCCGCAAACUGUAGCUCAGAGAUAUUCGCUCUUUUGCUCGCUCAUGGUGCUGUGCUAUCCAACUCUACACCGCUCCACCGUGCAGCGGGUAGUACAAGCGACAACAGAAUUCCAAUGCUUGAGUACCUUGUCGCAGAGCUAAGCCUCGACAUCCACAGUAUGGACAGUGGACCACCUAUUCCAGACGAAUGUUGCGGACGCGAAGGCACACCACUACACUGUGCUCUCCGCCGGAAGCGAUACGAGACAGCUAAAUGGCUACUGGAGCAUGGUGCCAACCCCGACAAAGGCGACUCGUUCGGGACGCCAGCAAGAGCAUUGAUGAGGCGCCUCCCUGAUGACAACGAGCUUGUGGUUCUGCUUCGGGAGCAUCGAAAGAACACUAAGUCCAUCGCGCACUUCUGA